Cladophialophora immunda is the source of this 4522-nucleotide messenger RNA. RefSeq lists its product as uncharacterized. The record is from RefSeq and is a predicted model, not a curated record. NCBI's taxonomy places the organism in Eukaryota, Fungi, Ascomycota, Eurotiomycetes, Chaetothyriales, Herpotrichiellaceae. Gene Ontology annotation, biological process: DNA-templated transcription; regulation of DNA-templated transcription. Gene Ontology annotation, molecular function: zinc ion binding; DNA-binding transcription factor activity, RNA polymerase II-specific; DNA binding. The coding region runs from base 905 to 3691 and encodes 928 amino acids. The transcript has 3 exons.
CUCACCACUCAGUGGUCCGCCCAACAGCAUUCAUCCUUGCACUUGUUCACCACACCAACAGCUCGAUGUGAGAAACCCAAGCGCCAAUCUGGGACUGCGAACCCUUCAAAUCUGAGACCCUCGGAGCUGCUUGCAACCACUCCGUACUUUGUACUUUGAUUCUUGGACCAUCGCGCUGAUUGCAGAUCUCCCAUCCAAUCCCCCCUGCUGACAUUUUGGCGACCGCGACCAAGUACCGAGUAUGCGACUGGACAGCGCCGUUCCCGCAGGCUGGUAGGAUACCAAGGUCUUCUUCCCCGCCACGGGCGCUGACUUCUUGGGACAAGAGCACGGCGUAUUACUUGAGAUUCCCUUCGUUCGCAUGUGCGGAAGGCCGUGUCUUGUCCACGCUCCGCCCGCUACCGCCGGAACCACCCUGUCUUGAGAUUCGACUAUGGCCAGGCAUCUUCACGCCUGAUGCCUCGAAACUUAGUGAAGAUUUUGCCUCUGCCAACAUUCUUGUCCAGCGUCUGAUGAAUCACAAGCCUGCCACUGCCUGAACCUGUGCAUCUCAAGGCCCUCGAAUUUCCCCCACGUGCCGAGGUCGAAGUGUUUCGAGGUUUGCGCUACACGAGAAAACGUGUCCCCAUCAUCGACCGCCCUGCCCACUAGUUAGCACCCGCGCACUCUUUGGCCUCUUUUCAUCUGUGGUCGGACGUCAACACUGGCUUCUUUUGCGACAGAUCUCUUUCCCGCACCCCUUCUUAUAUGCGCGCAAUCCGGCUGCUGCUCACCGGCUUAUCCACGAGUUAGCCAUUGAUUCGAUCUUGGACAAUCCCACCGCGGCCACAACUCCUCGAUCGAGGCACCCGCCGUCCUCGCACUUACCCGAUGUGGUGUCAGUCCGAGUGGAUGAGAUGCCACCAUGCAGAGCUAUUCUCUGUCAUCCGCGCCUCCUUCGGGCCCCAAGAACUAUGUCUUUGUCGAUGAACAUAACCGACAUAAGCGGCUCAAGGUGAUGAGAGCCUGUGAGGGAUGUCGUCGCCGCAAAAUCAAGUGCGACUCCGCCACAACCAACACUUGGCCUUGCGCCGCCUGUGUGCGGUUAAAACUCCAAUGCAUUCCUCCGGCAGGAGGACUCGACAGCGACUCCGGAGACAUCGCGCCUGGAAGCGCUGGCGACGAGACGACCGGACCGCCGUCAUACUUGGCCGCCCCAGUCGCACCUGGCCAACAACAAGCACAGAGCUAUGCGCCAACGGCGCCGGCCUUCCAACUCAACCAAGGGAACCCAUACUCAUACGAUGCGUACGUUACUAACUACCAGAAGCCGUCGUUUCAAGCCGCCGACAAGUCAUACGACAGCUUUUACUCGGAUUCCCAUCAAUUUCCAGGGACGGUACAUGAUCCAUAUCAGAAUGCGGCUCAAACGUAUGCCCAGACCCAAUAUGACGAGAAGCCUUUCAGACAAGAGCGCGCUGGGUCUUCCCCGAUCGACCAAUUCACCGCCGAAGAUCUGAUGGAGCACCUUGGCCAGUUGAAGAUUGGUGAGAGUGGUGUUGCGCCCUAUAUUCGAUCAGAGAAAAGCAGUAAAGAACUAGACCCUCCGAUUCAGGAACCCGACCCUGAACCAAAGAUUGCUGCUGCCUUCAGCACCGAUGCGGGCUCUCAGAUCAGAAUACCUCCGGCUCUGAUGCCAUCGCACGAGGACGCAAUGGAGGCAUUUGAGACGUACUUCAAUAAUGUUCACCCAUAUGUUCCGGUGUUGAACAGAGGUCAAUUUUACAACCAGUGGCAUGAUGACCAAUCAUCCAUAUCUCCUCUGAUCCUAGAGGCUGUUUUCGCCAAUGCCGGUCGACUAUCGGAUGAUCCAGCCCAAGGCGCACAGUGGCUUGCCUUGGCUAAUAAACACGAACCAUUCUUUCUGGACAGUCCGCGGCUGAGCAACCUUCAAGCUUUGUUACUUCUGCUGAAGGCCCGAGAGAGUGCCCCUAAAAGAGGAUAUUACUAUCGUUCAUGGAUGACUUGUAAAACGGCUAUCACGAUGGCAAAAGAUCUCGAACUACAUCAACACUAUGAAAUUCACUCCCUCGGAGAGUCAUGUGGUUCCGACCCCAUUGAGUGCCUGACCAAGACUCGAAUCUGGCAGACACUUCUGGUUUGUGAGACCAUGGUAGGGGGACCGCAAGGGCGAACCGAUUUCGGCGUCGAUCCGAACUCUGUUGAUAUCAGCGAGAACCCGCCCGGUUCUGAGCAAGACGAUUACGAAAGGUCGAUUUCGAGACAAUUUGCCUAUUUCGUCCGCAACGUCCGGAACAUUCGUCUCAUCACAGAUGUCCACCGCAAGCUGCAGAGGAAGAAGGACUGGGCCCUGGAUAAAGAGUUUGUGGCAUAUAACGCCUCCUUCCAGAAAUGGCCUGAUGAGCUCCCGCCCGACUUGCAGCUCCCCCUACCGCCUACGGGUGCGGUGCCCAAUGUGACUUCGCAUUUUCUGGGCAACAUGCAUUCUCAUUAUCACCUGGCAAUCGUAAUGCUCCAUCGGCCACAGUUAUCGGCAUCCCAAUCCUUCGCUGCUGAUAGUCAGUGGAGACACCACAUGAGUGUCUGUUACAACUCGGCCAAAAUCCUUUGUCGACUGCAAGAAGGAAUCUUGGCCAACUUCGAUCUGACGGGAUUGCUGGUCAUGCAAAGAGGGAUCAAUUUCACCAUCUACGCUAUCUUGACCUGCAUCAUGAUACAUCUGGUCGCGCUGUCUUCGCCGGACCCGGAGUUCAAUUUCGAAGCAAAGGACUACUUUGUGCGACAAAUGAGGAUACUCGAACGAUGCGUCUCAGCUUGGCCAAUGCCAGAAACGGAGGCUCAAAUCAAUGCUCUUCGAGCGGCAUUUUCGGCCGACGUCAACAAGCCCUUUGAAUUGAAGGAGUCGUUCCCUCAUGGUACGCCCUCUGAGAAUUCUCGACCGUCUCCCGUGUCUCCACCGUCCUACGAUAGACAACAGCCGCCGAUGCAGUCACAGGGCCAGAAACUCGUUGAUCUACAACAGUCGCAGCAACAGCAGCCGCAGCAAGCACAGCCUGGUCCCUACGCGGCACAGCACCUGGGCCAGAUGACGCGCCAGACUCCAUACCUCGCCACCCCGCCCAUUUCGGUUUAUACCGCCGAUUCAAAACCUCCGACCCCCAUGUAUGCUCAGAACUACGAACUGGAGCAGACACCCUACUCGAGCAUCCCGAGUUCCGCCGGUGGAUACUACCAGCAGCCAACAUCGGCGACCGAAAUCCAGUGGAAUCCAACGCCAAUCAUGGACCAAUUCGACACGGCGUUCGCCAUUCCUCCAUCCGCGCUGGCGCCCCCUCCGUCCUUGUACGGGGGCAGCGGUGCAUCGCCUCCGGGGAAUAUGCACUCCAUGCAAGCGAGCUUUACCUCGACGAGCUCCCCCACCUACGGGACGAAUUCGCUGCCGAGCUACACACCACAACAGCAGCAGACGCAACAACACUACUUUGCCGCACAACAGUCGCAGUCGUAUCAGGAUACAUCGCCGCAAAUGGCGUCGAAUUCGCAGCUGCCGAUGUCUGCCGGGACCGCCUAUGCCACAACGGGCGUGGGAGGGGCGGCUAUGCUCGUGACCCCUCAACAGUGGCAGCAGAGUGUAGCCAAUGUGAUUGACGCAAGCAGAUUGAAGAGGCGGUGGGAUUAUACUCAACAGUAGUAUUGUUUGUCUGCUUGUAUUCGGGUCAUGGAGUUGAAUGCAACGCGGCAGAAGUCUGGCGGUCUGCCCGACCACUCUCCCUCAUGCCCGUCCUUACAAGUGUAGAAUACGGGCGCCAGCUCCUUAGACACAACAACGACGAAUGAUGUUCUAAUGCAGCAGGAACCGUCCAAGGGAGAAGGUCGAAUACGGUCAACCUGGGCUUGGAUGAUAUCGUGUCCGUGUAUAUUUGCUGUUUCGGAUGGGCGCACACACAACUGCCCCAUACUCGAGUUAAAUGCGCACACCCAGGAAGAGGUCCGAACAUAUUACCCGCCCCUGCUCGUGGGGGAGGGUGUGCUCAUCAAGCCCCAGGCGCCAGGAUGAGCUGAAAGGAGAGGAGAGGAAUGAGCAACGAGAUAAGAGCACCGCACGAAACGCAAGAGGGAGGGAAAAAACGAAACAGCUAUAUACAGCUCGCACGGAUUCACGAGGUGAGCAAAGACUCUGAGCUGGGAGAUAAGAGACGAGAGUAGUGGCACCGACUUACGAUUCCGCCGGAAUUGCAGGACGGGCCGCAAAUACUGCAAAGGUGCAAUCAGUUCAGUGAGUUGGGCGAUAAAGGGGGACACCAAGUACGGAGAAGAUGCGUGUGUGUCGUCCAACAGAUAUAUACGAGAAGGAGGUAGGGAGUCAACCAAACAUGCCCUUUUCGAGCAGGUGGUUUCUGCUCUACGUUGUUUGCAGGCCGGAGGGAAGAUGAUGAUGAUGAUGACGAUGAUACUAGACCAGGGUAUCUGUGGCCGGCUGCACGACUCUAUGAAUUGCAACAUCCUCUCUUGACCUUAAUAA